UACUAUGGUGGAUGCAAAAACAUAAUACAAAUCAGAUGUAUUCUUCCAUUCGAGAUGCUUUGCAACACAUUGCCAGUGCAAAUGGAAGUCUGGUCAAACUAGGUUUUGCGGAUACAAAACAGACAUAUUCGUCCUCUCUUCGAGAUGAUUUGCAACGCGUAGCCAAUGCAAAGGAAAACCAUGUCAAAUUAGAUUUUGUAGAUGCAAUUAGGAAAGAAUCCUCUCUUCGAGAUUCUUUGCAGCACGUGGUCAAUGCAAAGGAAAACCUGGUUAUAUUGACUUUUGUGGAUAAGGCAUAUUUCAAAAUGUUUUGGAAUAUGAGACUGUCCCUUCAAAAAAUAAACAAACAUUUGACAGAUAUUAUGUUACCUAUAUGCAAAGAUGAGUUCAGUUUUCGGAAAUUGAAAUCUAUGGAUGUUCGAUGCUAUUUUGCUGGGACUAAAUCAAAUAAAACUGGACUGGCGAGAUAUGGUACAAUGCAGUUUAACAAAGAGACGAAUGCAAAGAUACACUGGUUAUUGCAAUGUUUACAACUUGGAUACAAUACAUUGUUGACUGACGGUGAUAUAUUUUACAAAAAGGAUCCAUUACUGCAUUUAAAUUGUAGCGACUGUGACAUUAUCAUACAGGAAAACAUCGCCAAGGGAGAACUUAAUUCUGGCUUCAUGUUCGUAAGAAACACGCAUGCGUCCAUCCGGGUCUUUAAAAAAGUAGCUAAACUUGCAACAGACGCUAAAUUCUCAACACACGACCAAGUGUAUGUAAAUCGGAUUUUAAGGCCUAUGUUGAAACGAAAAACCAAUCGUGCUCCUAAAAUAAAAGUUUUGGACAGGACAAAAUUCGUCACAGGACAGAACUUUAAAAAGUAUUGGAACCGUCGCUCAGUUGUCAUGAUUCAUAACAACUUUAAAAUUGGACUAGAUCCAAAGAUAGAAAGAUUCAAAAAAUAUGGAAUGUGGUAUGAGUAGAACAACCUUCAGAAUACGUUAGUGCUUACUUUUGAACCACGCUGGUUGAGAGGGGACAUAAUCGAGAAUUCAAAAGAUAAACUGAUCCUCAUGUCAAGUCCUCUAGAUAACUGAAAAAUUAUUUUCCGAUCUGAAAGGUGUCUGUGUUGCUUGUUACCCCCCUCUCGCACCAAACUAGUUCUUACCCGUUCUUGCCAGUCCUACGAAAACGUCGUAAAACGGGCUCAAUCUUCGUUCAUAAACAGUCUUCAAUACGUCCAUCUCAUUCGCAGUUCGUUCAGGUCGCACCACGUCGGUGUGCAACGUCGUAUAACGCGUCUCUUAGUCUAGAAGGUCAUCAUGACCUGAUUACAGAACGGUAUGGUCGCCAUCGAAUUUUGAAUCGAUUCAAAAUUCUAAAUCACAUUCCCCGUCCGGGAAAGUCCGGGACAGUUCGUAAAUAGACCGUAGAACGUUGUAGCUACGUUCAUUCAGUUCGCACGCAGUUUAAAACCGAUUUGGCAACGUUUUGACGAUCACCAGAAAAUUUUGAGCAUGCUCUAAGUUCUGGAGGACCUACUCGUUCUAGUAGCUUCAUGAAGUUUGUAAACAGAUCCCAAACGGUUCUUAGUGGUUUCUUAGUACGUCAAAUCCGUCCGUGCACAGUUUAAGCCCGUUUUCGAGAACGUAGUGAGAACUAGUUUGGUGUGAUAAUUAGUAGGGUUAACAAAAAA
This is a messenger RNA of Owenia fusiformis, 1681 nucleotides long. The record is from the annotation of a GenBank genome assembly. NCBI's taxonomy places the organism in Eukaryota, Metazoa, Annelida, Polychaeta, Sabellida, Oweniidae.